Molecule: messenger RNA, 5329 nt
Organism: Labeo rohita (rohu)
Lineage: Eukaryota; Metazoa; Chordata; Actinopteri; Cypriniformes; Cyprinidae
Gene: dtx3lb.2
Product: deltex E3 ubiquitin ligase 3L b, tandem duplicate 2
Exons: 18
Coding region: 123-3155 (1010 amino acids)
Biological process (GO): protein ubiquitination; Notch signaling pathway
Molecular function (GO): metal ion binding
Source: RefSeq, a predicted model, not a curated record
UUCGCUUUCGUUAUCUUCGGUUCAAAACCAGUUGAUCAGGUUGAAUCGUGCAGUACAGAGGUCGACAGCUCACUAUACACAGAUCACGGUUUUCGUUGCUGUUUGGAGAUUUACUAGCAGUCAUGUCAGAGGAGCCAAUGGAAGUAACUCAGACUGCUUAUCAGCAGACUAAUUUGUCAACUGGCACUGAUCAAGAUAUGGUGGAUGUAAGUCAGGGUUCUAAUGAUCAGGCCCAGUCUUCAUUAAGCAGUACUGAUCCUCAUCUGAUGCAAAACAAUUUUCUGCUUUCUAAUACGGACUUACAUGCAGCAGGACCUGGAGGUCAGACAUCUGACCCACCUCCGAAUGACAUAACGCUUCAAAACACAGACUUAUAUACAGCAAGACCUGGAGGUCAAACAUCUAGCCAACCUCCGAAUGACACGACGCUUCAAAACACACAGGUCCUAACUGCUCAGAUGACACAGUCCGGUCACUUUUUUAAUAGUCAGCAGGCCUUGUCUUCAUCGAGCAGUGAUAGUCAGCAAAACCAUCAAUUUUCUAAUGCUCAGUAUUACAGUCUACCUGUAGUCACUCAACCCACCAGCAUCAGCAAACAAGACUCUCCCGUAAUGGGGCAUAAUAAGCAGGCCUUGUCUUCAUCGAGCAGUGAUAGUCAGCAAAACCAUCAAUUUUCUAAUGCUCAGGACUAUAAUGCAGAAGGUGGUGAUACUCAAGACUCUAGACAACAUCUGGAUCAAAAAAACAUUGAAAACAUCACAACGGAUCAAACAAACAAAUCAGACUCACAGGCAGGAAAGGAUUCGGAUCACAUGAAGCAUCAGAACAGCACAACGGAUCAAACAAACAAAGCAGGCUCACAGGCAGGAAAGAACUUGCAUGCAAGCAGUGCUGAAGGUCAAGACUCUAUAUCAUCUCUGGAUAAACAGAUGCCUCAAGAUAUCGAAAUGAUUAAAAGAAACAAAUCAGAUUCACAGCCAGAGAAGGAUGCUUGUAAAAAUGGUGAUGUAAACACAACCCAAUCACAACCCCAAGAUCCACAGGAUGUUACUACAUUUAAAAUCAAAGUGACCUGGCCAGAACAUUUUUCGGAGAUACGGGGAACAAAAUUACAGAUGGCCCUUCAGAGCUGGUUUUCCAAAAAUGUGUCUGUCAAAGUGUCUAUCGAAAAAAUUAAACUCAUGAAGGAUCCACACUGGGCAGAGGUGCAGAUAACACCACCAACAGCUCUAGAAACUUUAAAAAAACACAAGACUGCAUCUUUGAAUUUUAAACAUGAAAAUAUGGAUGUAACCGCACAAAUUUAUACGGAUGAAGCACAUUCUGGGACUGUAUCACAAAACACCUUCAAGCCAGACAAGAACAGAAUUCCAUCAUCACAGAUUAGGAAUUCUACGCAUGUGACUUAUGCAGAAUCUGAUGACACAAACAAUGGUGGAGAUGUUCCUGCAGCAAAUUUUGCUCCAAAUGAAGCUAAGAGCACAGCUCAGAUGGCAGCUGGACUCAAUGUCCCCCUCUUUCAGUUCUGGUACUUUCAUCAUAUUUACAGAAAGGAGGUGGAGCAAAUUGAGAAACAGCAUGGAGUCUCAAUUGAUUCAGAUGUGUCAGUCUCAAUCAGUCCAACCAAAGGCUCAAGCCCUGAUUGUGUGUCUAAAGCCUCUGAUGAUUUUCAGAAACUUAUCAGUAAAUGUGUGGAUGAUUUUAGUUAUGUUGACAUCAGUCAUAAUGACAUGGACUCAACUAUUGUGAAAGAGACUCUGCGUAACAUCCAUUCAGAGAAGACAAAGAUUAUGUUGACCAGGUCUGCCAAUAAUUGCAUGUUCUUUGGACCAAGGAAACUAAUAGAAAUGAUUAAAAGAGAGGUGGGGACAACGAGACUGGAAAGCAAACUCGAUGAAAGUCAAAUAGAUGUAGACAACAACAUUUCUCCACAAAGCAAGUCUUCAUUGGACAUGGACACUGAGGACCUUCCUUCUCACCUUGAGAUGAGCAAGGCUCAUUGGGAUUUGAUGAAUCUUACUUACACGGAACAAAUAUCACAGCUUGAAACAAAGUAUGGAGUGUCAUUUCAGAAAGAAAACCUGCAGAGCAGUUUAACCAUUAAGGUUCAAGCCCGAUCCAAAGAAGGUCAAUAUAUUAGUCUUGAAAGUCAUGCCAUCAGAGCUUUAACACAUCUUUACCAGAAACUUGCUUCAGCCACUGUCAGCUGUAAACUCACAAAACCCACAUAUGAAACUCUUGUUGCUCCAAUGGUAGAGAAACUUCAGCAGCAGCAUUAUUGUGUUGUUGCAACAGAUGUAUUCAGUUCCUGGAAGCUUGUUGGACUGCCAGAACAUCUCGGUCCUGCCAUUGCUGAUAUUGAGAAGAAACUUCAGAUGAAGGUGUUUAAUAAUGAGAUGAAGAAAUUGAUUGGAUAUUCAGGUGACAUCCCUCAUGUAAGAGGAAUCAAAUGGAAUCAGACGCCUGGUUAUGAACCAGGAGCAGUGAGUGGAGCAGCAUGGGAUGAGAGAGUACAUUUGAGGAGUCAAAGUGAAGCAGUUACGGGAUUUAGUGAAGAAUCAGAAGGAAAUUCUAGAAAUGACAGUAAAGGUGCUCAUGCUGAGGAGGAGACAUGUAUUAUUUGCAUGGACAGUUUCACCAACAAAGGAAAACUAAAAUGUGGGCAUGAAUUCUGUGGGGAAUGUAUAAGGAUGUCAGUGGAGAGUCUGGGACCCAUCUGUCCUGUGUGUAAGGAAGUGUUUGGGAAAAUGGAGGGGAACCAACCAAAUGGAGCAAUGGAUGUAAGACAAAUGAGACUGAGUCUCCCUGGAUAUCCACAAUGUGGCACUAUUGAAAUCAUAUACAGCAUACCCAAUGGUAUUCAGACGAAGAAGCAUCCAAACCCGGGAAAGCCUUUUCAUGGGGCAGUGCGUUAUGCAUACUUGCCUGACAAUCAUGAAGGAAAUGAAGUACUUGCACUGCUGCGGAGGGCUUUUGAUCAGAAAUUGAUCUUUACUGUUGGGACCUCUACAACUUCAGGUGUAGAGAAUGCUGUCACCUGGAAUGACAUUCAUCAUAAGACCAAUAUAUCUGGUGGACCUCAAUGUUAUGGCUAUCCAGACCCUGACUACCUGAAGAGAGUGAAGGAUGAGUUGAAGGCCAAAGGCAUUGAAUGAGGAUUUUAUUUAUAUGUCCCCAAAUGCACAUCUAAGCCUAAUAUUUACAAAUAAGCAAUUUAUUGAUUAUUAUAUCAUAAUAUACAAAAGUUUACAUACCCUUGAAUCUUAAUACUCUGUGUUGUUUCCUGGAUGAUAUAUGACUGUUUUAAUGUUUUGUGAUCGUUGUUCAUGAGUUCUUUGUUUGGAGGGUCAUUUGUAAUUUUGAAAAAACAUUGGUAAAACUUUACAAUAAGGUUUCCAGUUGUCAACCAUAUGUAAUGCAUUAAAGAGUUUAUUCACCCAAAAAUAAAAAUUAGCCCAUUAUGUACUCACCCUCCAGGCAUCCUAGGUGUAUAUGGCUUCCUUCUUUCCUAAAUCGGAGUUACAUUAAAAAUUAUCCAGGCAUUUCUAUUGUGUUUCUCUUCAUCAUUCUAAAACAAGUCCAAUAAAGAGCAUGCAUCCAUAAUAAAAAGUGCCUCACGGCAACAGGGGGUGAAUAAAAGCCUUCUGUAGCGAAUCGAUGGGUUUUUGUAAGAAAAAAAAAUCAUAUCUAAAACUUAAUAUUCACUUUAAUCUAGCUUUUGCUAACAGUCGUACACAGAAACAGCUCCAGGCAGAUGACGUAGGACGUCGACAUUGCGCAUGUGCCUGUAAGACUCGUAAAACCAAAGUUAAACCACAGGAGCAAAGGAAGCAAUGUUUCCUUACUUUAUCAAAGGAAAACCAGUCUCCUCUUGGUUUACAUCGAAAUCCUCAUUUUGAACUUCUAAUUCAGGACCGGUGCUUUGUUUUCCUUUCUCCACGUCCUUGACGUCCUACAUCAUCUGCCUAGAAGCGCUUCCAUGUACGAGCAGUUGGUGCAAGCUAGAUUAAUGUGAUUCUUACGUUUUAAAUAUGGAUACUUUUCUCCAAGUGCCAGGAUAAUUUUUAAUAUAAUUGUGAUUACAUUCGUCUGAAAGAAGGAAGUCAUUUACACCUAGGAUGCCUGGAGAGUGAGUAAAUAAUGGGCUAAUUUUCAUUUUUGAGUGAACUAACCCACUAAACUAAACUAACAAUGAACAAUACAUUUGUCACAGUAUUUAUUCAUCCCAACUAUUAAUUGUUAGUCCAUGUUAGCCCAGGUUCAUUAGAUGUAUAUUAUUAAUAAUUUUAAUAUUAAUAUAUGUUCAUGUUAAUAUUAAUAUUGAAAUUAAUAUACAUUAAUAGAUACAACUUUUAAUAAUGCCUUAGUAAAUGUUGGAAUGAACUAAGAUUAAUAAUAUAUAAGUAUUUUCAUUGUUAGUUUGUUAACUAAUGUGGUUGACUAAUGUUAACAAAACCCUAUUAUAAAGUGUUACCAAAACCUUUUUCACUGGGUCUAGAUACUUUUGCCAGGCUCCAUAUACAGUUGUGGUCAUAACUUUACAAACAACUUGCAGAAUCUGCAAAAUGUUGAUUUUAACAAAAUAUGAAGGAUCAUGACAACAGGAUGACAAUGUGUACAUUUUUCUUAUUUUGUUUAAAGAUCUUUUUUUUCCAUUUAGUACAGUCCUUCAGAAGCUACAAAAAAUACUUACAUGUUUCACAGAAGAAAGAAUAACCAUGAUAAUGAUAAACCUAUUGCAGAUUCUGCAAGGUGUGUGUAAACUUACGACCACUCCUAUAUAUAUAGAUAUAGAUAUAGAUAUAGAUAUUUUUUAAUUAUGAUAAUGGGUUUAAAUAAUGUUCAUCUGUAAUUAAAUGUUUUAGUCUGGAGUUGUCUUGUGAUUUUCAUGCUUAUACACAGCAAAUAUGAAGUGUGAAGCAUAUUAAGUGGCACUCCUGAUUUUUAAAUUUAAAUGUUAUUAAAGUUUAACAUAAAUUUUAGUUCAUAUGAAAAUGUGUAACACCACAUUCUCUCAGAGAAAUCAAUCUGCCAGUGGUUUACUGAAAAAGUUGCCUUUGCAUAAAGUUAAAUGUAUUCCAUGCAAAACAUGACAUGCUUAACUAAAUCUUUCACAAGCUGCCCUUAGAAAUACUUUCAUGUUGCUUUUACUUUUAAAAUGUAUGCUUUUUUCUUAGUACAUCCUCUCAUAAUGUAGCUCUUGUGUUCAGAAAGCAAAUGAUAACUGUAUCUCCCAUCAAAUUUGAAUGAUUAAUCAUGUUUUGUUGUUGACAUAAUUUUUGGACAAGUCGUCAUACUGUAAAUAAAACAAAUCAACUUUAAAUAUUUA